Penaeus indicus is the source of this 615-nucleotide messenger RNA. RefSeq names its product bifunctional protein GlmU-like. The transcript has 4 exons. NCBI's taxonomy places the organism in Eukaryota, Metazoa, Arthropoda, Malacostraca, Decapoda, Penaeidae. The coding region runs from base 55 to 501 and encodes 148 amino acids. The record is from RefSeq and is a predicted model, not a curated record.
UUACUAAAACCACGCGUUAACAGCACAAAAGACAACGUCAUUAAAUCAGAGAAAAUGGCAUCACCGCGCCAGGAAGGCCAGAGUUCUAGCAUGAAGGUCCACAUGCUGCGCCUCACCCCUGGCCAAGAGGUGAAGACGAGCCUGGAGGAAUAUGUGGCCAGGGAAGCCAAGAAUGGCGUCUUCGUCAUGACCUGCUGCGGCUCCUUGACCUCGGCCACCCUUCGCCUUGCUGCCAAUGAAGACGGGGUCACGAACAAGGUGAAGACCUUCAACCAGCACUUCGAGGUGCUGGGCAUGUCGGGCACCGUCGGGCGCGGGGGCACGCACCUCCACAUCUCUCUGUCUGACCACGAGGGCCGGUCGUUCGGAGGUCACGUGAUGAAGGACCUGGUCGUGUUCACCACCAUGGAAAUCGCCCUCGGAGAGCUCGCUGGCCUGGUUCUCGACCGCGCGGCCGACGCUGCCACGGGCUUUGAUGAACUCACGAUAACCAAAGCGUAGUUUUCGUUGUCCAGAGGAGGUUGAUGUGGCUAUCGUUGUUUCAAGCAAAAUAUUUUUAAUCUCGUAUUGUAUUGCAGAAUUGAUAGCAAAUAGGCCAAUAAACAAAUAUCUAGG